AUGACACCUCUUGCACCUUCUGCGGAUGGUGUCAAGGAGCGCAGGCGAGUCCAGGGGGUGGGAACGAGCCCACCAGCGAUCCACACGCUGACCCUGGUUCAAUGCAAAACAGCUCAAAGUCUUCACGGCGGAUUGUUCCUGUGCGAAACUCUCCGCAUCUGGAGAGUAUGGAGAAUGCAGCAGCCGUGUCGAAGCUUUGAGCUCCAAUCUGAAUCUGAGGCUAGCCAUAGCCCGGACGAGGCUAUUGAGCUAUUGAGCCAUGGCACAGCAAGCACGUCUGCAUGGACGCAACCCCUCAAGCCCAUCCAGCCAUUGAGCCAAAUGUCGCCCGACCCCUGGCAAUGGCGCAGGGAAACGUGGCGCAUCUCGCAGCAGACGUGUCAGUGGCACUACAGCACAGUCCUGACUCGAAAGGGCUGCGCGAGGGAUGAAGCGUCGUGGCGGCGGCUUCUGGUUGGGGGAAUCUGGAGGAUUGACGGAUCGAGGGCGGCCGAGGGUUGCCAGUCCGUUGGAUGUCGCCUUGCCACGCAGUCACGGGAAGGCUCUGAGGAGCAGCUCUGCAGCUCUGGCUCGAUUGGCUGUUGGGCGAGAGCUAUUACGCUUGGCCCGACGAACGGCGCAUUCCAGCAGGGCCGGUCGCGGUCCUUUUUCUCGUUUCGCUCUGAUCUGCCUCGUCUCGACGUUCGUCUAUCGUCUGCACGGCAUCAAUGGCACGGCUGGGGCCAGCCAGGAACCAGGCACAGAAUCUCGCAUUGGGUCGGCAGUUGUCUGACCAAGACCAGAGUAGGAUUGAGGGAAAUCUGGGCCAAGGCUCGGAUGGCCAGCCCCAAAAAGAGCAGGCCGCCGGGCAAUCCGGGAGCAGGACAAAUGAUGAACCAAGUAGAUAGUCAGUACAAUCUCCAGAUGCGCAACGAUCAUAUUCGGCGAGCACCAAUCCCACCUUCUAGUAUCUCCCCGUCGCUGACAAUUGCACACUUGCCUGCAGAGGUCUCGACUGUCCUCGAAGCAAAGCAGAUACGGCGGCUCGGACUUUCUCGGCUUGCCAAAUCCCAGCGGUCGCUCAAAUGGAGCCUGCAGGUCGGUCUCAAGCCCCUGAAUGGCCAAAUUACCAGUCUGUCUCUGUUCGAUUUGAGUUGGCGACUAGGUGCCUGUGCUAAGCUAACCAUCAACGAAGCACAAAGAGACACUGCAAGCACUGCUUGCUGGAACAAUCAAGCUUACCUUGGAAAGUGCAUUUCUCACGCCUUUCAGAAGGCUCGCCUCGCAGCUACGUUUGCUAAGCCGGCAGAACCGGAAGCAUAUGCAAGGGCUCAUGAUCUGACUCGCCCGCAGCUGGGGCUGGAUGGUCGAAUCGAGGAGCAAGUGGGAUACGAUUGCGUCAAGCCAGUCCAUUUAGAAACCUCUCCUCAUGAGCCUCUGCCAGACACGAACGGGAUGCCUCUGUGGCAUGAGAUGAAGGGCUCAGUCAGAAAGUCAUUUUGGGAAGACUAUCUCGGCCAAUUGCUCUUCCAGCGUCCCAAUCUGAAAAUCUUCAGAACGGAUGAUAUUGCCCUUCUGCUCGUGUCGAGCUAUGAAGUACAUCUGCUCGCUUAUUCCUCCCCUGGCGCUCGUGUCGAUAAGAAGAGCCCUGCUGUUCAACGGGAAGCAGCUGCGUUAUUGCCCAAGACUAACGACGAGCUACUCGAGCCGCUAGGCAAUCUGAAGCACUUGCAAACGCCACGGCUGAUUUUCCCGUCGAUCAGCUCAGGAGAGAUGCUCCAGAGACGAGACGGGCUGGACGGGAUUGCGAGCUUCUUCCCUUUAGCUCUGAAUGGCUGCGGCUGGGAGAGGUUCGGCGCGCUCAUCACCUCACUCUAG
This is a messenger RNA of Trichoderma reesei QM6a, 1857 nucleotides long. RefSeq lists its product as uncharacterized. The coding region runs from base 1 to 1857 and encodes 618 amino acids. Lineage: Eukaryota; Fungi; Ascomycota; Sordariomycetes; Hypocreales; Hypocreaceae. The transcript is spliced from 11 exons. The record is from RefSeq and is a predicted model, not a curated record.